This is a messenger RNA of Penicillium samsonianum, 303 nucleotides long. RefSeq lists its product as uncharacterized. The coding region runs from base 1 to 303 and encodes 100 amino acids. The record is from RefSeq and is a predicted model, not a curated record. NCBI's taxonomy places the organism in Eukaryota, Fungi, Ascomycota, Eurotiomycetes, Eurotiales, Aspergillaceae. The transcript has a single exon.
AUGUGGCUUAAGAGUCUGCUUGAUGAUGUGAAUGUUGACGCCAUGCCUAAUGCAGAAAGCAAGGCUAUUCUACUAUACAGCGACAGUCUACCUGUCAUUGAAAUGUACUCUGCGCCGAAGGAGAACGGCAGGUCAAAGCACGUUCAAGUGCAUUGGCACUGGGUAAGAGAGCAGGUAGCGCGCGGCAAGAUCUACAUACCUCAUGUCAAAAACAUUGAGUACAUCGGAACCGGUCUGAUCAUCAGAUGGACCCUGCAACCACUGCAACCACCCGGUGUUCUGAUUGUUAGACGGACAUUUUAG